AUGGGAUCAGCGGGGAUGAAGAGGAGUGCUAGGGUUUCCGGCGAUACGAUUAUAAGGUCAGGGAGACGAUUAGUUGCUAAGCGCAUGAGGUUAACGUCCAUGGCUGUUGUAGACACCCAAGAAAACAAGGUUGAGCUUCUUGAUCAAGAAAAACAUGAAAGAGAAAUCAAGUUGGGCGAAUCCACGAAACACAUAAAUGGUACUGAUCAGGUUAACGGAAUUGAUCACGAAGAACCAAGAGAAAUCAAAGAGAAUGGGCAUAGAACCGAUGAACAAGAAGAUGAGAUCAAAUUGGAGGAAUCCAAGAAAACGAGUUUAGUUGAUGAUAAUCGUGAUGAUGGUGAUAAAGUUAGUCGUACUAAGCAAUUUGGAGCUGUUUAUACCAGGAAACGAAAGAGGACAAUACCCUGCGACUCAUGUUUAAAAAGCAGUAGUUUGGAGGAAAAGUGUGGUUCAGAUAAGAUGUUUAAAAAUAAGUACUUUAAAAAGAGGGUUAGAACUAAUUUAGUAUCUGGGAUUUUCAAUUUAAAUUUAGGUUCUAACGUGAAAGAUGUUUUAUGGAAAGGGCCUGUUAUUUUUUCUCGUGGUGAUAAUAGUAGUAGCAGAAGUAAUGGGUUUUCUUGUUCUGUUAGUUCCGUUUUAAGAUACAUGAGGAAUGUCAAAGUGUUCUCAUGGAGACAGUUUUCUUCUUUCUUAUUAUCAGAGCUCACCCUUAGUAUUUACUCAUCCAUUGGCAUUCGGUUUUCCCAGGACACAAUGGGCCAUGGAUUCUUGAAAGUGUUUGGCUCAGUUCUUUCUAUACCACUCUUUACUGUCGACUUCAUUUCACUUCCGUUCUGCUUUUUGUAUAUGCAUUCAAGCUUACUUUUGAAAUUUGCAUUUCUAUCCUAUGCAUUGAUCUUACAUCCAGUUGUUGAAAAUGCUAUGGAUGAUGAUAUCAAAGUGCCAUCUGUUUUCACUGAACUCCACCAUUUUGGUAAAUAUAUGUUAGUCACAAAGCGUAGAUCUUCCAGAAAAAGGGUACCAAGGGUAUCACUUUUUAAAAAAGGGCAAACCCAUGUAGAUAAUAUAGUGCCUGUGCCUGGUGUGAGGGAAGUAGCAGGAUAUGAACAGGAGGAAUAUGUACCCUUUAAGCUACCGGAUUUGUAUAUUAGUUCAAAAAGUGAUGAAGUUUCUAGAACUUUGCAAAAGAGUUAUCCGAUUUAUGAUAUGGAUUCUGCUGAUGAGAAGUGGUUAAAGAAGUUUAAUAGUGAGCAGUUUGCUAACGAAUGUGUCUCGGAAGAUACUUUUGAGAAAGUAAUUGAUGCUUUUGAGAGAGGAAUUUAUUGUAGUCCAGAUGAUUAUUCUAAUGCCACAUCAGCGGUUGAUCGGUGUCUAGAAUUGGCAUCAAAGGAUGUUUUAGAGGCUUUGUAUAGGUAUUGGAUGACUAAGCGGAAGAAGAAACGCUCCCCUUUACUUAGAGUUUUUCAGUGUUACCCGCGUAGAAGAGUUAGAAAACAUGCUACAAAUACUGUUCUUCGCAAAAAACGUUCUCUUAGAAAACGGAAGAGCCAACUUCAUGCAGGAAAACCUGCUGGUUUCUUGAAAGCGAUGAUGAUGAUGAAUGAACAAAAAACAUUGGAAGAGGCUGCAGAUGUGUAUAUGAAAGUGCAUGAAACACAAGAAGAUGUAAGGAGGUCAGAAAUGACAGCCAUUGUUAAACGACAAGAAGCUCAAGCUCUUAUGGAGACUGCUGACUUGGCGACUUACAGAGCGACCAUGGCACUUAGAAUUGCAGAAGCUCGAGCAGCAACCACUGGGUUUUCUUUGUGA
This is a messenger RNA of Lactuca virosa, 1812 nucleotides long. NCBI's taxonomy places the organism in Eukaryota, Viridiplantae, Streptophyta, Magnoliopsida, Asterales, Asteraceae. The record is from the annotation of a GenBank genome assembly.